Messenger RNA from Gopherus flavomarginatus (Mexican gopher tortoise), 585 nucleotides. RefSeq names its product vitelline membrane outer layer protein 1-like. NCBI's taxonomy places the organism in Eukaryota, Metazoa, Chordata, Testudines, Testudinidae. The record is from RefSeq and is a predicted model, not a curated record.
AUGCAGCCCCUCAUCCAUGCAGGGCUCUGUCUGCUCCUCUCCUGCUGCUUCCAAGAUGCAGCGGCACAAAGGUACAUCUACACCCUCACUAUACCCGACGGAGGCCAAUGGGGUGAAUGGGGGGGAAAAAAGGACUUUUGCCCUGGAUACGCCAAUGGAUUUGCAUUGAAGGUGGAGCCUAACCAAGGCCCUGGGGUAAAACGUAAUGACACUGCUUUGAAUGGCAUUCGCCUGUACUGCACUGACGGCUUCGUCAUCGAGUCCAUGGUGGGGCCAUGAGUAUCUCUUUGGUGGGGUCAUUGGACUGGUGUCCACUGGUGCCCCAAGAGCAACCUGAUCUCCUUCUCACUGAGAGUGGAACCGUCCCAGGGAUUGGGCGAUGACACGGCGGCCAACAACAUCCAGUUCAAAUGCUUAGAUGGGACUGGGCUGAUGGGCACCUCACAUUCCUGGGGUGAUUUUGGCCCAUGGAACAAUCGCUGCAGCUCUGGGGCCAUUUGUGGGAUCCAGACGAAGGUGGAGGAAUCCCAGGGUCAUGGGGAUGACAUAGCACUCAAUGAUGUGAAGUUCUUCUUCUGUAACUAA